GAAGCAACUUGCUGCCUGCAGGCAUAGUGUGUUAAUGUGUAUCAACGCUGUUAACAAAACAACCACAGAGGACAUCAAGCAGGGUGGAUCAGGAUGAGGACCAUCUUCAUGCUUCUGCUGGCUUUAGUCAUACCUACAGCGGCCUCUCGGAGAGGACACAACAUCCAGCUUGCCAAGCAGGAGAUUUUGCUACGUUCCAAAAGAAGGUGGGUUUUGACGACAAUUGAAUUAGUUGAGGAAGACCCAGGGCCUUACCCCAAACACAUAUCUCAGAUUUUUAAUGUUAAGACAUAUCAACACAAUAAUCACAAUUACGUAAUGAGAGGAAUGGGCGUGGAUGAGGAGCCACUGGGCGUCUUCUCUCUUGACAAACGAAGCGGAAAGCUCUAUGCCCAUAAAGCCAUCGACAGAGAGAAGCACAGCUUCUUCCACGUGAGCUCAAAUUGCAUCAGAAAUGUACUUAACUAUCGUCUUACAAGCACCACAAUUAUUUAUCCACAGAUCAAGUUUGACAUUUUGGACGUACAAACGGGCAGAGCAAUAGACAAAGAAUUAGCAUUUGAUGUAGACAUAAAAGACAUCAAUGACAAUGCACCAAAAUUUCUCCAUCCACAAGUGAGCGUUGAUGUCAUGGAGAACACAGUGGAGGGCUACUUACCAGUUAGGAUAGAGGUCACUGACCCUGAUCAACAGAACACCCCAAACUCGACAGUUACCCUGAGUGUGAUAUCCCAGUCCCCACAAGUUCCUGAAUUUGACAUACACCAGAUUGAUUCCCGAAUGGGUCAGCUUACUUUUAAAGGGUGUUUUGACUACAAUAAAGUUAAGAAGUAUGAAAUAAUUCUUCAAGCGAAAGAUCAUGGAAAACCCUCCCUUUCAUCCACGGCUGUUGUUACUCUCAAUAUUAUUGACACCAACAGUCAUCCACCAAUGUUCAAAGCGAGGACGUAUCAUGGUGAAAUUCCAGAAAUGGUCACAAGGGAAAAUGUUUUAAGACUUGUAGUAGAGGACAAAGAUACUCCAAAAACCCCUGGCUGGCGAGCCAAAUACUUCAUCAUCAAAGGAAAUGAAGAAAACAACUACAAAAUCGAAACUGACCCUGACACUAAUGAGGGUAUUCUGAGUGUCAUCAAGGGGAAAGACUUUGAGAAAUCAGCUCUAACAAACCUGCUAAUUGGGGUAGAGAAUGAGGAGCCCCUAUUUGUGUGCAAAGAUGCAGCACCCUUGAACAAAGGCGCACCCCUAACCGAUUCAAUUAAUGUCACAAUGAAAGUGAUAGAUGUUAAUGACCCACCUCAGUUUGAGAAAGAUUCGGCUGACAUCUAUGAGAAGGAAGAGGACGAGCCAGGAAAGUUGCUAUACACUCCAAAGGUUCAUGAUGUUGAUUCGGACAGAUCCAAAAUUAGGUUUGUCUUGUUAGAUGAUCCCGCCGAUUGGGUGACCAUUGAUAAAAGAACAGGAGAAAUCAGAACCACUAAGAAGAUGGACAGAGAGUCACCCUUUGUUCAUGAUGAUGUUUACAAAAUACUGAUUGCUGCAAUAGAUGAUGGUGUGCCUCCAGCCACGAGCACAGGCAGCAUAUUGGUUCACCUUCUGGAUAUCAAUGACAACAAGCCAAAGCUGAGCAAUAAUAGUGUCACAAUGUGUGGAAACAAGGUCAUGCUUGCUGCAAAGGAUCUGGACUUGCAUCCUUACAGCGGGCCCUUCACCAUCACACUAAAGAGUGACGAUGCAACCCGAGUGCAGCGAUGGAAAUUGGACCCUACCACAGGUGAGGAAGUUGGGCUAAUUAGUCUGAAGACACUUGCUUACGGCAAUUACUCAGUGCCCCUCAUGAUUGAAGACCAACAGGGCAUAACUGGAGAGGAUAUUGUAGUUGUAACUGUGUGUGACUGUGAAGGAGGAGACGUGUGUCGCUAUAAACAACCGCUCUCAACAAGUCUGGGACCAGCUGCCAUUGGACUUAUCUUUGCAUCACUGCUCUUAUUUUUGUUAAUCUUAUUCAUCUUGAUAUGUGAGUGUGGAAAACAGUUUCAGCACUUGUCCGAGGUACAACAAGAUGAGGGUCACCAGACCUUAAUCAAGUACAACCAGGAAGGAGGUGGAGCCAAAUGCAAGACUGAGCCGAUGUUGCUGCUGACGUGUAAAAAGGAUUUAGCUAUGGCUGUGACAAACGGACGAAAGCAGGGAACUAUGCAGAUUAACUCUGACAUGACGUCAUUGGGCCAGCAAUAUCAUAGAGAGUCUUUUCGGGGCAACAAGUGGCACAAUGUACACUCUACAUUGUCUGCAAACAAAAACCUGCACCAGGGAGGCUCAUUGAAGUAUCAGCGGGCAAGCAGCUUGGUGUCCAACCACGACAUUUCAGAUCACCUCAACAGGAGACUCUACAUGAUUGACGGAAACCCUUUGGCUCACCCAGAAUACCAACCACAUGAGUACAUCUACGAGGGAGAGGAAAGCAGAUGUCAGUCAUUGGAUGAUCUGUCUUUCAGCAUCUGUGGAGAGGAUUUUCAGUUUUUGAAUGAUUUGGGACCAAAGUUUAAGCCCUUUGGGAUCAUCUGCAACCAGAUAAUGAAGGAAAAAGGCAUGCAAAUUUAAAAAGGACAACACUGGCAAUUACCGUCAACUUGGUCUAAUCUCAAAGCAUAUUUUGUAAUUUCUUUCAUAACAAGUAAUUUACAAAAAUGGUAAGUAAUUCUUUCAGUAAGUAUAGUAGCUAUAUUUUGCUAUGAAAACACUGCAUUUGCCGUAACUUCUCCAUAAAGUUAUUGGGUUUGUUUGUUAAGGUUAUUUGCUCACACUUUGCUUUGAGACAGAAAAAAAUAUUCAUUUAAAAAAAGUAUUUACAAAAUUGUAAAACUACUUACCAAAAAAAGUUUUUUUUUUUCCCAAUACCGAUGACACUUGUACUUUGUACAGAUUUAUAUUGGAUUCUCCUGAAAACAGGUUGAAUUGUUUGCCUUUUUAUUUUAAUCGGGGUACCUGUCACUUUGCAUUAUUUCUAGCUUGGGAGUUUGAUUUCUUAGGGCAGUAUUAUUUUAAAACGUGUAUUUUUUUAAAUAAAGGCCCAUUUUAUAAUUGUGGAAAGCACUUGCCACA
Phyllopteryx taeniolatus (common seadragon) is the source of this 3102-nucleotide messenger RNA. It is a transcript of the gene cdh26.1, whose product is annotated as cadherin 26, tandem duplicate 1. The record is from RefSeq and is a predicted model, not a curated record. Gene Ontology annotation, molecular function: cadherin binding; calcium ion binding. The transcript is spliced from 17 exons. Lineage: Eukaryota; Metazoa; Chordata; Actinopteri; Syngnathiformes; Syngnathidae. Bases 94 to 2601 code for a protein of 835 amino acids. Gene Ontology annotation, biological process: calcium-dependent cell-cell adhesion; cell morphogenesis; homophilic cell-cell adhesion. Gene Ontology annotation, cellular component: adherens junction; plasma membrane; catenin complex.